ACAAAAUAUCUAUAAAAUAGUGAUAUAUAAUUGGAUAUAGAAGAUUUUGUACAAGAAAAUCCACAUACAAACAUAAAACUUUAGAAAGUCAUUUCCAACAUUUUUUUCUAAACGCUAGUAGGUAUACUUAUAUUUUUACCCAAAAGUUUUGUUAUUUAGUUAAUCCAAUAAAUUUUACAUAUUAAUAGUUCAUUAUUGAAACAAAUUCACUUACUGAAUGAUUCUCUCAUUUGAUUACGGCUCCCACCUCUAGCAUAUAAUUUUUGGAUAGGAACAUGUGAAAGAGAAAAAUUGACAAUGGCAUAUAUAUAAGUAUUACAUAUAUGGACAAUGGCACUGCCGCGACACUUAGAACUAUCAAGUUUUAUUAAAAGUGUUCAUCAAGAAUUGAGAGAAAAUUCGAGAUUGCUAGGACCAGAAAUUGCAUGGAAGAAACAUUGUGAAAAUAAGGAAAGAUUAGAAGAAUAUGCUACGGCAAUGAAAGAACUGGCUUCAAAUUAUUGGAAACUAUCAUUAGACAAUGAAGAAAAUCAACAGAUAUCCCGCAUCGCAUGGAUACAUAAAAAUUCCGAAGAAUAUUUUUCUAGGGAUAUUUUUUAUAUUCGUAUAAAAGAAUCCCAUAUAAUGGAUAAAAUUAAUCAAAGUAGGACUAGUGUGUCUACUGAAAGUUUUAAUAGAAAAUUGCGGGUAUUAGAUGUUGGUAGUUGUUAUAAUCCAUUUCAACAGUUCAGUAAUUUCGAUAUAACUGCAAUUGAUAUUGCACCCGCUACAAAAAGUGUUACUAAGUGUGAUUUUCUCAAAGUUAAAACAGGUAAAAUUUUGAUAUUAAAAGAUGAAGAGAUCAUUCAACUACCUAAUAACUAUUUUGAUAUUAUCAUAUUCAGUUUAUUCUUGGAAUAUCUACCUUGUCAUAAGCAAAGGAAAAUAUGCUGCACUAAAGCAUAUGAGUUAUUAAAACCAGAAGGCAUUUUAAUGAUAAUAACACCAGAUUCAAAUCAUAUAGGAUCAAAUGCUAAAUAUAUAAAAUCUUGGAGAUUUGUUUUGGCUAAAAUAGGAUUUUCAAGAAUUAAGUAUGAAAAAUUGCAGCAUGUUCAUUGUAUGAUAUUUCGAAAAGUACCUUAUACAGAAAUUACACUUAGAUGGGCAGAAAUUCAUAAAAAUGAUCAAACUUUUGAUGAACUCUAUAUACCACAGGAUUUCAAAAUGGUAGUCCAAAAAGAAUGUGAUAAUAAAAUCAAACUUUCUGCACAAGACAUUGCAAAUUUCAAUAAUGAAAUGCCUUUUAAAGAUACUUCAGAUUGAAUAUUGCAUUUUCAUAUUUUAGGAUUUUUUAAAAGCACAUCUUUGCAUUAAGAAUUUUACAGUUUACAGGUAGUAUAAUGAAAUCUAAGAAAGAAUCUAAAUUUCUUUGAAAUAAAUCAAGAAACUAGUAUUUUCAAAUUGUGAGUAUAGGAGAAGGGACUAUUCCAAAAAUUCAUUGGCAUAUUUGUUAUUCCUACUUUCUGAUGCUAUUGAGAUUAGUUUUUAAUCAGGAUAGGAUUGGCAUUAAAAUUGCAGUCAUGU
Messenger RNA from Diorhabda sublineata, 1563 nucleotides. It is a transcript of the gene Samtor, whose product is annotated as S-adenosylmethionine sensor upstream of mTORC1. Gene Ontology annotation, biological process: negative regulation of TORC1 signaling. The transcript has a single exon. The coding region runs from base 331 to 1302 and encodes 323 amino acids. The record is from RefSeq and is a predicted model, not a curated record. Lineage: Eukaryota; Metazoa; Arthropoda; Insecta; Coleoptera; Chrysomelidae.